Molecule: messenger RNA, 2445 nt
Organism: Hymenoscyphus albidus
Lineage: Eukaryota; Fungi; Ascomycota; Leotiomycetes; Helotiales; Helotiaceae
Source: the annotation of a GenBank genome assembly
UCAUCAUCACAUGCGAUGAACCUCAACCAAACACCUGCAGCGUUAGACUUCGAACUUUACCUUAAUGGAAGCUCGAUUUCGGCCCUUUGCUUUUGAGUUCAGAUAUAGAAUUCGGGCAGUCAUGACAUAAAGCCAAACCUCACACCCCCAUUGUGUUUGCACUAUGUCACCCCUUACGGCCAUCUGGGUGAUGAUAGUGGAAGUUGCUUCCUUCUGGUGGAGGGUUAGUCAACACGACCCGAUCCCUCAAAAUUACUCCAAACUGAUCAAUUGGGGAUAGCAAAUAAUAAGUUGGUUGACGCGUAAAAAGCCAGCCCGCCUUUGGUUCGACAUCCUCCGCGAUGCAAAGACAUACGAAGAAUGGGAAGAGGCAGCGUUUCAACUCGAUGUGCUGUUAGGGAACGAUUUAUGGUCCGUCUCAACAUUGGAUCAACUCAAUUGGCAUUACUGACGUGUUGUUCUGCAGGCGACAGAAUCCUACCUCCAAGUACUACGAUUACCGCCUCAUCCAUGAGCGUUUGCAAUCCAUAAUAGUUGCGCGGGAGGAAGGGGAUACUCUGCAACUGGUCAACCUCCUCCGAUCCGGUCUGGUUCGGAACUUGGGCAACAUCUCCACUCCCCGCUUAUUCAAUCGGGCCUUUGCUGGGACAAAGCUGUUAAUAGAAGACUACAUUACGCAAGUUGCGCAGGCUAUUGUUGAUGUAACCAAGUUGACGACCUCUCCUGGAGCCGAUGGCAGUGGAGGCAUCCAGGGCUUCAGCAGCCAAGCAAAGCUAGAUUUGUUACAUGAUACCAGGCAGGCAUUUGGGAGGAGUACAUUGGUUCUCCAAGGUGGCUCGAUAUUCGGGUUAUGCCACCUAGGUGUGGUAAAGGCCUUGUUCUCGCGCGGGUUGCUUCCCAGGAUUGUGACUGGAACAGCGACGGGAGCCUUGAUUGCCGCACUGGUUGGAAUCCAUACAGAAGACGAAUUGCCACAGUUUCUAAAUGGGGAAAGCAUAGAUCUCUCUGCAUUCGCUGGGAAAAGUGCCGUACGAGAAAAUGGGAAGAACGGACCUUUCGUCGACAACUGGUUCAGCACUCUUGCCCGGAGAGUCCGGAGAUUUUGGAAAGAGGGCUACUUUCUCGACGUCACGGUACUAGAAGAGUGUGUGCGAGCCAAUGUUGGCGAUUUAACAUUUGAAGAAGCUUACGUUAGGACCAAGCGUGUGCUUAAUAUCACUGUCGCCACUACUGGAAAAAGUGGUGUACCAAACCUAUUGAAUUAUCUUACGGCUCCCAAUGUGGUAAGUUUCCUUUAUAAUGAUUCUUGCAGUAAAUUAAAUUAAUCCACUACAGUUGAUAUGGUCGGCCGCACUAGCAUCGAAUGCCUCAUCUCCUUCACUCUAUGGACAUUCAAUCACUUUGCGUUGUAAAGAUGCAUCUGGUGCCAUUGUACCCUGGUCUGCUGCUACCGACACGACUUUUCACCCUUGGACUCAUGCCUCAUACACUGAUAGAGACUCGCCAAUGUCUCGAGUAGCAGAACUAUUCAAUGUGAACCACUUCAUUGUUUCUCAAGCUCGACCAUAUUUGGUCCCAUUUCUUCAAAGCGAUAUGCAUGGACCUUCGCCAGUACAUGCUCGCCGAGGUCGAACUUCAUUGACUGGUGGUCUCCUCAGAUUAUUUACUAUGGAAAUUCAUCAUCGCCUACAGCAGCUUGAUAGCCUCGGAUGUCUUCCUCUUUCUAUUCGACGAUUCCUGGUGGAUGAACAUAUACCUGCAGCGUCCGUUACCCUGGUCCCGGAACUUUCUGCAGGUGAUUUCAUUCGCUUGCUCGAAACCCCAACUCAAGCUAGUCUUGAUUAUUGGAUGCUGAGAGGAGAAAGGAGUGUCUGGCCCGCAGUGGGGGCCCUCAAGGUUAGGUGCGCUGUAGAAACGGAGCUUGAUCGGGGCUAUCAAAUCGUGAGAAUGCGUAAAGCAAGUGGUCUAAGAAGAAGAGGCAGCGCUGUGGAUAAUUCAAAUGGGAGGUACACGACGAAAGAAAGAGAGCGUGCUAACAGUGCAUGCGCUAAGUAAAAGCGUAGGAACACUUGUUAUUGUUUUCUGGCGGUUCUAGCAUAAACUUUCAUUGGGAAUCAUAUCAUAGCGUAGGUAGGUUGGGCAUUUCAUGGUUUAUCACAACCCAUUAGAGGCGAAUUUUCCGAAUAAGUUCUUACUUUUUGUAUAAUAAUACAGGUAAUUCACCAAUCAAUUUCAUUUUACAGGCAUACAUAAAUCUUUCCUGGGGAAAAAGUAGAAUCAAGGCAGCCGAAUAAUAUCCUGUACGUCAAAUCCAGCAUUGGAGGUGCUACCAUAAACCACUCACCAGUUGAGAACGCCGUCAAUCAUCUAAACGACCGCGCAAAACAGCCAGCUCCUCAAGCGUCAUAAACCGGCCCGUCAACGGCAUAGGUUCACCUGAACACG